AUGGCACAAGGGAAGGCUAUGGGGCAUUAUUUGCCAAUCACCGAUUUGGCGGUGUCUGAUAGGCAUGCGAGAUCAGGCGAACUGUUUUGCGAGCGGCAACACCAGCGAAGCGAAUUCAUUGACGACAUUUCUUCAACAGUCGCAACUGCCCUCACUGCUCUGUGCCCACAGCCUCACCGCCAUGGGAUUCCUGCAGCAUUCAAGAAGGACGACGAAAAGGUUGCGUGUAGCAGUAGUGGCGACACGGACGACGGUGCGACGCCAUGGCGUGCACUCUUCGCAGGACGCGCUCUCGCGGUCCAGCCGCGGGCACAGGCUUCGGAUAAGGAGGGCGCGCCGAAGAAGGGGCGAGUAGACACCCUCUUCGAUGGCUCCUUCGAAUACACCUCCUGGUACGUGGUGUUCAAUGAGCUCACGGCGCUCGGGCUCAAGAGCGUGACACCAGAGGAGGCAGCAGCCAUGGCAUAUGGCGACAGCGAGGCCGCGGAGGGCAGUGGGAGCGGGCGGGCAGUGCUGCUGGAUGUGCGCGAGGCGGGGGACUACGAGGAGGUGCACGCGCGCGGAGCAGCGAGCGCGCCGCUCUUCCGCCUCAUCCAAGGCAGCGACGUCACCGCGUGGGCUCGCCGCGUGGGGUACGCAACAAUGGGCGACUUCAAGGGCACGGAGCGCAAUCCGGACCUGCUCAAGCAGGCGGAGGCGGCGGUGGGGGGAGAUAAGAGCCGCACUGUGAUUGUGAUGUGCGGGCGAGGCGGCACGCUGCAGAACGUGUCGAUGCGCAAAGGCAUGGAGUUUAGGGACCCCGACAAGCGAUUCGGCAUCCAGUCCAGGUCUCUCAAGGCGUGCUACGAGCUGCAUGUGGCGGGGUUCACCAACAUCCUCCAUCUGGACGGCGGGCUCAACCUCUGGCUGCACAAGAAGCUGCCCUCCGAGCCUUAA
Closterium sp. Yama58-4 is the source of this 936-nucleotide messenger RNA. NCBI's taxonomy places the organism in Eukaryota, Viridiplantae, Streptophyta, Zygnematophyceae, Desmidiales, Closteriaceae. The record is from the annotation of a GenBank genome assembly.